UCAAAAAUGAGAAAAACAUUCUUACGUUCUUUUGAAAUCAAAAUAUGUCUGGUGUCGAGUAUAAAGUGCGUCUUAUGCAGAAAGAAGACAUUCCUCAAGCUUUGGAUAUUUGGAGAGAAACUGGGAAUCAGGAAGGGACAGAUCGUCUCUAUACCUGGCUUGAAGUCGAUCCGGAAGGAUUUUACGUAGCAGUUACAGAUGCAGGAGAAAUCCUAGGCGUAUGUAGUGCUGUCAUUCACCAUGAAGAUUUAGUUUUUGUGGGUCUUUACAGUGUGAGAAAAAAGUAUCGUAAACAAGGUAUUGGAAGCAAGAUAUGGAGUGCCUGCAUGGACCACAUAGGAUCCAGAAACGCUGCCUUGAACUCCGUACCAGAUAGGUGGAAAAUGUACAGAGACAGCAGUGGAUUCCCUCUUCUGGAAAACGAAUGGCUAAGUGCAGAAUAUUUACAAACUGAAGGUAUUCAAAUGAAUCAGCUGUCAGAAAGCGUUCCACCAGGAAUCGAAAUUGAACCCUAUACGAAAUCUCAUCUUCCUCUGAUGUUGGAUUACGACAGAAAUCUAAUUGGUUACGGUCGAGAGCUUGCAGUCAAACUCACUUGUGAAGAAAAGGAUAGCUACACAUUUGUCGCUUUGAAAGAUGGCGCAUGUGUUGGCUAUGGCGUAAUCAAGAUGAGCUGUCAGGGUGCAGGCCACGUUGGACCACUCUAUGCUGACGAUCCCUCUAUAGCUGAAGCGAUGCUUACGGAACUUGUGCAUGCUUUUCGAGCUCAAUGGCCAGAAGCUAGAGGAUUCGGCGCGACCACCAUCAGCAUCAACGCUAAAGCCAGAGAAAUGUAUGAAAGACUUGGAUGUCCUUUAGUAGAAGAAUGUCACAGGUUAUAUAGAAAGCAGGCUUUGAAAGUGGAUACUAACAAAGUGUUUGCUCACUUCGAUAUGAAUUUUUCACCUUUCUGAACAAUUGCUGAGAAGUUCGUUGAAUUUUGAAUAAAGAGCUCGCUGAAGAAUUUUUAUGUUUAA
Uloborus diversus is the source of this 1016-nucleotide messenger RNA. RefSeq lists its product as uncharacterized. Gene Ontology annotation, molecular function: acyltransferase activity, transferring groups other than amino-acyl groups. Bases 45 to 953 code for a protein of 302 amino acids. The record is from RefSeq and is a predicted model, not a curated record. The transcript has 4 exons. NCBI's taxonomy places the organism in Eukaryota, Metazoa, Arthropoda, Arachnida, Araneae, Uloboridae.